Messenger RNA from Aspergillus puulaauensis, 675 nucleotides. RefSeq lists its product as uncharacterized. Lineage: Eukaryota; Fungi; Ascomycota; Eurotiomycetes; Eurotiales; Aspergillaceae. Bases 1 to 675 code for a protein of 224 amino acids. The transcript has a single exon. The record is from RefSeq and is a predicted model, not a curated record.
AUGUACGUCAAAGAACUUAUCAAGCGCUACCGCACUGAGCGGAAGAGCUCGCAAGAGCAGGACCGCUACGAGAAGAAGCAGGACAAGGCCCGCCGCAAGUGCCAGGAGGACGCCUACUUGGCGGACCUGGAGUUUGAGCACAUCACUGCCCAGAGAGAGUGGAUCAGUGAUCAUAUGGAAGAAGAGUGUCGGGGCGUUGCUAUCCUUCAGCGCAUCGAGCGCUUGGAUAACAGCGUCGGGAAUGACGGGAGUGUGUUGCAUGUGGAGGGCACCAGCAACUUCAAGUCGGGGCCAUUGACCUCGGUGGAGAAGGCUGGGCUGCUGCAUGAAGUUAUCGAAAACAACAGGAGAGUGGCGGAGCACUGGAAGACUAUGCCGCUGGGAAAUACGACCAGGGCUUAUGAGAUUGAUUGCACCAACCGUGAGCCGGCGAGUGGACGGCGCGCGCAGUGGUAUCAUGAACGGGGUGUUUGUGCUGAGUUGGGUGGAUGCUGUGGGAGGAAGUGUGGUUGCUGUGAGAAGCCUGUGACGAAGUAUAUUGUAUCCUCUGAGGGAGGAAAGAAGUCAGUGUCGAUCUACGGUCACUGUACUGUUGAGUGUGCUUGUUGUAUCAAGGAGCGAGGCCGCUAUGUACCUGAUCCUCGUCUUCCUGACGUUGGUGCUAGGGCUUGCUGA